This is a messenger RNA of Phytophthora infestans T30-4, 790 nucleotides long. RefSeq lists its product as uncharacterized. The record is from RefSeq and is a predicted model, not a curated record. The coding region runs from base 479 to 790 and encodes 103 amino acids. NCBI's taxonomy places the organism in Eukaryota, Oomycota, Peronosporomycetes, Peronosporales, Peronosporaceae. The transcript has a single exon.
AGACAAUCCACCCCAGAUCUCACAAAAAGAAGCCCAUGUCGGUGAAUCCGUUUAGCGCAGCGUCGAGAUGCCCCCAGGCUUAUCUCGACAUUGAAGACGAAGACGAGGAGGAGGAUCUUGUCAUUCAGCAGCUCCUAUAUCCUGAUCCUCAUGCUGUCGCCCAGCGACGCGGAGGGUCACGCCCCGGCAAACGUGCCACAAGAAACGAGACUUUCAGACGCGUUACCAGCGCUUUGUAGAGCAGUAUUUUGCGCCGAUUCCAGUAUAUGAUGAUGAUGACUUUAGAAUGCGAAAUCGCAUGAGCAAGACUAUGUUUUAUCGCGUUUUGAACGGUGUACUUGAUGCAGAUUCCGCGUAUUUUGAGCAGCGACCGAAUGCAGCAAAGAAAAUGGGCAUUUACCCUCUUAUGAAGGUGACAUCUGCUUUAAGGGUUCUAGCUUGCGCAAUGUCCGCUGAUUCUAUAGACGAGAAUCUGGAGAUGUCCAAGACGGUUAUCUACAGUAACGUAUGUCAUUUUGUGGAUGCCGUGGACAAGCAGUUUGGUGACGAGUAUCUACGAUCUCCUACGGAAUCAGAUAUGAAGCGGCUACUCGAAUUAAAUGCGCGGCGUGGAUUUGUCGGAAUGUGGUGCAGCAUCGACUGCAUGCACUUGGAGUGGCAAAACUGCCCGACCGGUUGGGCUGGGCAGUUUAAAGGCAAGGAGAAAAAAAAACUACGGUUGUUCUGGAGGCGUGCGCAGAUGAAGAGCUUUGGAUUUGGCACGCUAGCUUUGGCUGGCCUGGAGCGCUAA